AUGAAAAGCAUUUACUUUGUGGCUGGAUUGUUUGUAAUGCUGGUGCAAGGCAGCUGGCAACGUUCCCUUCAAGACACAGAGGAGCAAUCCAGAUCAUUCUCAGCGUCCCAGACAGACCCGCUCAAUGAUCCCGAUCAGAUGAAUGAAGGCAAGCGCCAUUCACAGGGCACAUUCACCAGUGACUACAGCAAGUAUCUGGACUCCAGGCGUGCCCAAGAUUUUGUGCAGUGGUUGAUGAAUACCAAGAGGAACAGGAAUAACAUUGCCAAACGUCAUGAUGAAUUUGAGAGACAUGCCGAAGGGACCUUUACCAGUGACGUAAGCUCUUAUUUGGAAGGCCAAGCCGCCAAGGAGUUCAUUGCCUGGCUGGUGAAAGGCCGAGGAAGGCGAGACUUCCCAGAAGAAGUCACCUUUGUUGAAGAGCUGCGCCGUAGACACGCCGAUGGCUCCUUCUCUGAUGAGAUGAACACAAUUCUUGAUAAUCUUGCCACCAGGGACUUUAUAAACUGGUUGAUUCAGACCAAAAUUACUGACAGGUGA
This is a messenger RNA of Cynocephalus volans (Philippine flying lemur), 540 nucleotides long. RefSeq names its product glucagon (gene GCG). Gene Ontology annotation, molecular function: hormone activity; glucagon receptor binding. Gene Ontology annotation, cellular component: extracellular region. Lineage: Eukaryota; Metazoa; Chordata; Mammalia; Dermoptera; Cynocephalidae. The record is from RefSeq and is a predicted model, not a curated record. Bases 1 to 540 code for a protein of 179 amino acids. Gene Ontology annotation, biological process: positive regulation of insulin secretion involved in cellular response to glucose stimulus; negative regulation of apoptotic process; adenylate cyclase-modulating G protein-coupled receptor signaling pathway. The transcript is spliced from 4 exons.